AUGAACAAACUCAUCUUCACUUUUGCAAUUUCAAUCUUCCUAACCGUCGCCCUCGUCUCAGCUCGUCUAUUUCCCGACAUCCCAUCAUUAAUACCUCCCGUCAUCCCUCCCACCGGCGCGUGGGAUACUUUCCGCAACUUCACAGGUUGUCACCAUGGCGAAAACUACAACGGUCUCUCCAAUUUGAAAAACUACUUCCAGCGCUUCGGUUAUAUUCCCCACGCGCCGCCGUCGAAUUUCUCAGAUGAAUUCGAUGACGCGCUCGAAGCUGCUAUUAAAACUUAUCAGAAGAAUUUCAAUCUUAAUAUAACCGGUGAACUCGAUGAGAAGACUCUUCAUCAGAUUGUUUUGCCACGAUGCGGAGUUGCGGAUAUCAUCAACGGUACAACCACCAUGAACUCCGGCUGGGAGACAGAAACAACGUCAAACAGUGAGAGCAAGCCGCGGUUUCACACCGUGUCUCACUUCACUGUGUUUCCCGGGCAACCAAGGUGGCCGGUGGGAAAGCAGGAGCUGACGUACUCGUUCUACCCUGGUAACGAGCUUACGAAAACUGUGAAAAGUGUAUUUGCAACUGCGUUUGCGCGGUGGUCGGAGGUUACGACGCUGAAGUUUACCGAAACAGAGUUGUAUUACAGCGCUGAUAUUAAGAUCGGAUUCUUCAGCGGCGACCAUGGAGACGGCGAGCCGUUCGAUGGAAUUUUGAGGACACUCGCGCAUGCUUUCUCUCCAACUAACGGGAGGUUUCACCUUGACGCUGCUGAGGACUGGGUGGUUUCCGGCGAUGUGUCGAAAUCGGCGUUGUCAACCGCUGUUGAUUUGGAAUCGGUGGCGGUGCACGAAAUUGGGCACUUGUUAGGGUUAGGUCACUCUUCGGUGGAAGAGGCAAUUAUGUUUCCGACGAUAUCUUCACGGUUGAAGAAAGUGGUGCUGACGGAAGAUGAUAUAAAAGGAAUUCAAUACAUCUAUGGGAGUAACCCUAGUUUCAAUGGCUCCACAGCCAUGUCUUCGCCGGAGAGGAACUCCGGUAACAGUGGUAGCAGCGUCACAUCUCGGUGGUCCCCGUGGGGACUUUUCACUUUGUUGACAUUUGCGUUUUCGCAUUUGAUAUUAUAG
Messenger RNA from Lathyrus sativus (Indian pea), 1116 nucleotides. NCBI's taxonomy places the organism in Eukaryota, Viridiplantae, Streptophyta, Magnoliopsida, Fabales, Fabaceae. The record is from the annotation of a GenBank genome assembly.